Metopolophium dirhodum (rose-grain aphid) is the source of this 793-nucleotide messenger RNA. RefSeq lists its product as uncharacterized. The transcript is spliced from 5 exons. The record is from RefSeq and is a predicted model, not a curated record. NCBI's taxonomy places the organism in Eukaryota, Metazoa, Arthropoda, Insecta, Hemiptera, Aphididae. Bases 1 to 591 code for a protein of 196 amino acids.
AUGCUGGCCAGAGAGUGGCGGGCGGCGGCUUUAUCAAAGGUUUUCGCGCUUCCAAGCACUAAAUUUCUCCACGGUGGCAAAGACCUUUUCCGGCCAUUAAUUUCUCUGGUGGCAUAUAAGAAAGACACACGUCUUGCCGUCACAAAUACGUAUCAGUCACAAUUGUUUAGUGAGACCAACAAUUAUUGUAACACUAUUUCUCCACAAAGAAAUGAGUUUGACACAUUAUGUUUUACAAAUAAGUCAACAGUUCAGUCUAGCAGCAGUUCUCUCUUUUCUACUCCUAUACCAAAUGAACCAACAAAAACUUUGAAAAAAUGUAAAUUACCCAAAAAAGUUGUGCAUUCCUGUACUUUUGAUUUCAAUCAAUAUAGCUUAUUAGAAGCUAUUGGUCAUCAACUGUGUAAGCUAUCAGCUGAUAUGAAUAAAGUAAAGUCCAGUGUAAAUUAUGUUAAACAAGAUGUUACAUCUUUUAUUCAAGAUCAACCUGCACCUAAUCGUCAGCCGAAUUCAAAUAUAAAUUCUGAAGAAAACCAUUUAUCAUGUUUUCCAUUAAAAACCGAAUGUAUCAACACUUAUUAUUGCCUCUGAAGGAAAAAAUAUUUCCAAAGUCACAUAUAGUAUAUGAAAAAUAAUGUUUUCUGAUGAGCUCCUCAAGUAUUACAGCUAGAAAGGUCAAAAAAAUAAAAAACCAUUUUCAGACUUUAAAAUUUGUAAAGUCAUUAUAGACAACAAUUUCUCGAACAAAAGGAUAGUAGAAAUUACAUCAUCAGUAGUAUUAUGUCAUGGCUAG